UACGCAAAGUUUUAUAUCCCGUAAAGAAGUUUAAAAAGUGAUGCAUGCUGAAAGUUGAAGAAAAGUUAUUGCUUUUGCUUUAACUUGGAUUUUUAGAAUUAUUACCUUGACAAAAGGUUGUCACAAUAGAAGAGUACGGGGUUUACACGAUGCUGCCUGCGCAGCAGCUCGCGCCCAUCAGCCCCUGGCCGCCCGACGCCAACCUGCUCGACCGCAUGGACGACCUCGCCCACAAAGGUAAAGGAGGGAGACCGUUGCCCGACUCCACGCGGCAGAAGAUAGUCGAGCUGGCGCAUUCGGGCGCGCGCCCCUGCGAUAUCAGCCGCAUCUUGCAGGUCUCCAAUGGAUGCGUCUCCAAGAUACUUGGCAGGUAUUACGAGACAGGGUCUAUAAGACCCCGUGCGAUAGGCGGCUCGAAGCCGCGCGUCGCCACCGCGGAAGUGGUCAGUAAGAUCGCCCAGUACAAACGCGAGUGCCCCUCGAUCUUCGCCUGGGAGAUCAGGGAUCGCUUGCUCAGCGAAGGAGUUUGUACUUCGGAUAACAUACCCAGUGUGUCAUCAAUAAACCGCGUACUCCGUAACCUCGCCGCUCAAAAGGAGAAGUCUAGCAAUCAGCAAACAGGUUCUGAUUGUUCUACGCCAGUAUACGAGCGUCUGCGGUUGCUCGGAGCCCCGGCCUCCGCACCCGCAUGGCCGAGGGCGCCGUGGCCCACGCAGAUCGACACGAGGACUCCGCCUUACCAGCUGCACAGCCUUAGCCCCGGACCACAAGCUAUAAACUGCGGUGCUGAUAUGCCAGUUAUGAAGAAAGGUGAAGAAGCAAUAGAAGGUCUAGAAGGUCUGCACUCCGAUGAGACGGGUUCCGGUGACAAUUCUAACGCGGGGUCGAGCGGCGCGGAUGAUGACGCAGCUCGUCUCCGGCUCAAGCGCAAGCUGCAGCGCAACCGCACUAGCUUCACUAACGAACAGAUAGAUAGCUUGGAGCGAGAAUUCGAGAGAACGCAUUAUCCAGACGUAUUCGCCAGAGAGCGGCUGGCUGCUAAGAUAGGAUUGCCUGAGGCGAGGAUACAGGUGUGGUUCUCGAAUCGACGCGCGAAGUGGCGGCGGGAGGAGAAGAUACGGUCGCAGCGACGCAGCCCGGAGUGCGCGUUCGCCGCCCAGACGCACGUGCCCACGCAUGCCGCGCAUCCCACGCAUCCCGCGCAUCCCACGCAUCCGGCGCAUCCCACGCACCCGGCGCAUCCCACGCAGCCGCCGCAUCCCACUUACCAGCCGCCGCUCAAUGUUGAUACAUACAGUCCCCUGACUCCAAUGGGCUAUGGCAGUGGUCUACCAGAGGGUCCGCUAUGCGAGAGCGGAGAGACGGACCUGUGCAAGAGCGGGUUUGGAUACCCGCGCUACGAGCUUGGUUACCGCGCGCCGCACGCCUACGUCAACCAUAACUACCAACACGAAGCUGCGUCGCCCACACCAGAAUUAGGAGGUCUCCUCGGUGCCGGUGUGUCUGUUCCUCUGGCAGUACCAGGUCACGACGCGCAAUACUGGUCGCGCCUGCAGUGACCUUGGUGGCACUAGCUUAGCACUUGCUUACCGCACGCAC
This is a messenger RNA of Papilio machaon (common yellow swallowtail), 1599 nucleotides long. Its product is annotated as paired box protein Pax-6-like. The record is from RefSeq and is a predicted model, not a curated record. Gene Ontology annotation, molecular function: RNA polymerase II cis-regulatory region sequence-specific DNA binding; DNA-binding transcription factor activity, RNA polymerase II-specific. Gene Ontology annotation, biological process: anatomical structure development; regulation of transcription by RNA polymerase II. Lineage: Eukaryota; Metazoa; Arthropoda; Insecta; Lepidoptera; Papilionidae. Bases 150 to 1559 code for a protein of 469 amino acids. The transcript has 10 exons.